GAAAAAUUGAAUACUAGUAUAUUUGGCCUUUUUUUCUCAUUCGUCCAGCCGUCCGUCCAUCGGCUUCUGGUUCUGGGACGGAUUGAAAAACAAACAAAUUUUGAAAAAUCUUUUUUUUUUUUUGCCGGACAUUUACACACUAACACACAAUACAACAGUCUAUAUACACGGUUCCUAUAUUUGUAAUUUUAUUUGAAGUGGAAGAAGAAACUGGAAAGGGCGAAUUACAAGUGGGAGAGGAUUAAAUUAUAAUUGCCGGCGGCGGGCGGGACGGGGCGGAGCGGAGCCGAGGCGGCUUAGCGAUGAUAACGCGAUCGAAUCUAGCGGAGCAGCUGAGAGAAUACCAGAUUCGGUCCAAGCACGAUUGGGCUUCCGUCUCUUUCUUCUCCUCCACCUCUAAUCUCUCUUCUUCCCGGGUGGAUGUUGUAGUCUUUGUAAUUUGGGAGCUUGUGAUCUUAGCAUUUCUGGUUUUCUCAGCUGUUUCGUUAUACUUCAGACAACUGAGGCUUGCUUUUAUUUUAUUAUGUGUUACGUUACUAUUGCUUCUGUGCAUGAAGAUUACCAAACAAGUAAGACAGGCUAGGAGAAAGAAGCGAAGGAUGCUUCUUCCGCUGUCAAUGUAACAGUUCUUACAAGUGGUCAACAUUGACUCUGUAAAUUGUGAGAAUCUUUAACCUUUGUAUUUCUCAUUCUUUUACCAUCAGUUAUUUUGGUCCAUGUAACUGAAUUUGAGGUAGCUGAUUAAGAGUAUAAAUUCCUGUUGUUAUUUAACCAUGA
This is a messenger RNA of Coffea eugenioides, 777 nucleotides long. RefSeq lists its product as uncharacterized. The transcript has 2 exons. Bases 303 to 623 code for a protein of 106 amino acids. NCBI's taxonomy places the organism in Eukaryota, Viridiplantae, Streptophyta, Magnoliopsida, Gentianales, Rubiaceae. The record is from RefSeq and is a predicted model, not a curated record.